AAACCGUGCCACACUUUAACAAGCGCGCGCAUAUGUGACUCUACGCCAGUUCGCGGUGCCGACCUACGCAAUGGACACAAACAACAACAACAGCUCAGGCGUCAUCUCCUUUGUGGGCUCCCGUGGAGAUUCCCCGUCCAGAACCAGUCCAGUCUCCAUGUACAGUGAGAACUCCAACUCCCAGCCCUGCUUCACCUCCUCAUCAGCGCUCCCCUUCCUCAGCAGCUCAGGCUCUGCAGGAGACGACGGCUCCUCCUCUUCCUCAGCAGGAGGUUCUCCUCGAGGCCGGGACGACGGAGGAGGAUCUAAAUCUGUGGCCAGUUUGACCAAGCUGAACGGCGUGGUUCUGUUCUGUAAGGUCUGCGGUGACGUGGCCUCUGGUUUCCAUUAUGGAGUUCACGCCUGCGAAGGCUGCAAGGGCUUCUUCCGCCGCAGCAUCCAGCAGAACAUCAAGUACAGGAAGUGUCUGAAGAGCGAGAGCUGCUCCAUCGUGAAGAUCAACAGGAACCGCUGCCAGCAGUGUCGCUACAGGAAAUGCCUUUCUGUGGGGAUGAGCCGCGACGCGGUCCGUUUCGGUCGGAUCCCAAAGCUUGAGAAGGUUAGAAUGCUGGCUGAGAUGCAGAGCGCCAUGAAUAACGUGGUCAACAACCAGCUGCAGAACGACUUCCAGCUCGCCAGCAUAUCCUCUUCCUCCUCUCCGAGCCCGGGAGGGACCAUCGCUCCCCAGCCAACAACCCUACCACAAACUCCUACCUCCCCCUCUCCUUCUGAGCCAUCUGCCUCCUCUUCCCCUCCUCCUCCUUCCUCAGGGCGAAGCUCCUCCCACUCAUCUUCCUCCCGGCCCCCCAGCCCCGGGAUGGACACCACCAUCAGUGCCAUUGCACACGCUCACCGUGAAACCUUCCUGUACGCACACAAGCUGACCAAUCUCCACCCUCCUCAUCAGCAGGAGAACACAAACCACACCCACCUCCAUAAUAAGGAGGCGGGGCUUUGGUCCAACUACUGCCCCAAUGGUUACCAUUCCAAUGGCCUCAACAACCACAACCAUAACUGGGACUCAGACAGAGACAUUACUAAUAAUCUCCAUAACAAUGGGAGGCGGAGCCUGAAUAACUGUAAUCUGAUUGGAGGGGAGGGAAGCACGCAUCAUUUGACCCGGGGGCCAAGCUGUCCGUCGGUGAAGAACCAUGCUGGGAUCGUUCUGGCUUGUCCAAUGAACAUGCAACCUCAUGCAGACCCCUCAAAGACCCCCCAGGAGAUCUGGGAGGACUUCUCUCUGUCUUUCACUCCUGCUGUCAAGGAGGUGGUGGAGUUUGCCAAACAAAUCCCAGGAUUCAGCGCUCUGUCCCAGAACGACCAAGUCGCCCUUCUGAAGGCCGGCACCUUCGAGGUUCUGAUGGUGCGCUUCUCGUCCCUGUUCGGGGUGAAGGAGAAGACAGUGACGUUCGUCUCGGGCGCCACCUACACCCUGCAGCAGCUGGGAGUCAACGACCUCCUGGCAGCCAUGUUUGAUUUCAGCCACAAACUGGCCUCUCUGGAGCUGACCGCCGAGGAGUUGGGUCUGUUCACCGCGGUGGUUCUGGUCUCUGCAGACCGCUCCGGCAUCGAGAACGUGGCGUCGGUGGAGCAGCUGCAGGAGAACCUGAUCAGGGCGCUGCGUGGUCUGAUCAACAAGUCCGCCGUCGCCCCCGACGACAGAGACUCAGCGCGGUUCACCAAGCUGCUGCUGAGGCUGCCCGACCUGCGCACGCUCAACAACAUGCACUCUGAGAAGCUGCUGGCCUUCCGCAUCGACGCCUGAUGACCUCACACAUCAUCGCCACACUUCCUGUCUCUCACUGAGGAUACCAUGAUGUCAUCCUUAUCAGCCCUUCAAAAUAAAAGCUGUUGCUCAGAAGAUGCAGUGGCCAACAAGCCUGAGAUCUGAACUGACAGGAAACUGUUCCGAGUUUCACUU
Messenger RNA from Nematolebias whitei (Rio pearlfish), 1960 nucleotides. It is a transcript of the gene nr1d1, whose product is annotated as nuclear receptor subfamily 1, group d, member 1. The record is from RefSeq and is a predicted model, not a curated record. Gene Ontology annotation, biological process: hormone-mediated signaling pathway; cell differentiation; positive regulation of transcription by RNA polymerase II. NCBI's taxonomy places the organism in Eukaryota, Metazoa, Chordata, Actinopteri, Cyprinodontiformes, Rivulidae. Bases 71 to 1804 code for a protein of 577 amino acids. The transcript is spliced from 8 exons. Gene Ontology annotation, molecular function: zinc ion binding; RNA polymerase II cis-regulatory region sequence-specific DNA binding; nuclear receptor activity.